Molecule: messenger RNA, 788 nt
Organism: Salvia miltiorrhiza (redroot sage)
Lineage: Eukaryota; Viridiplantae; Streptophyta; Magnoliopsida; Lamiales; Lamiaceae
Product: BAG-associated GRAM protein 1-like
Exons: 8
Coding region: 1-690 (229 amino acids)
Source: RefSeq, a predicted model, not a curated record
AUGACAUCUACUUUCCUCAAUGAUUAUAAUGACCAGAGCAUCAGAGGCAGCAAUAGGCAGUCUAAGAUUUCUGAGCAGAGUGUGGCAAAGACUGAAAAAUCACAGCCAUUCAUCAAGGAGGAAGUGCUUUUGGAAAUUUACAAUGACAUGUUCCCGUGCACAGCGGAGCAAUUUUUCAAGCUUUUGUUAGAUGAUGAUUCAACCUAUACAAAUGAGUAUCGUAAUGUCCGGAAGGAUUCCAACCUCAUAAUGGGUCAGUGGCAUUCCGCUGAUGAGUAUGAUGGUCAAGUCAGGGAAAUUACAUUUCGAUCCGUGUGCAACAGUCCGAUGUGUCCUCCGGAUACAGCAAUGACGGAAUGGCAGCAUGCUGUUUUAUCAGCAGAUAAGAAGAAACUGGUGUUCGAGACCGUACAACAGGCACAUGAUGUUCCAUUCGGGUCAUACUUUGAGAUUCACUGUAGAUGGUCGUUAGAGUCUAAUUCCGAGUCUUCGUGCACCAUUAAUAUUAGAGUUGGUGCUCAUUUCAAGAAAUGGUGUGUGAUGCAAUCGAAGAUCAAAUCGGGCGCUAUCAACGAGUAUAAGAAAGAGGUGGAAAUGAUGCUAGAUGUGGCGCGUUCAUACAUCCAGAGGAAGACUAGCAAGACAGAAACUACACCAUCACCUCCAAAUGUUGUUCAAGAAAGUAGAUGAAAUGGCACAGUCAAUCUCUUUAUAAACUAUAUAUAUGUAUAUACAUUAUUUGUAAAAUUAUCCUAUGAAAGCAGUUUAAUAAUGACUACACUUUUUUU